AUGGUUGUAAGUCUUAUUCACCCACAUACGUGUGGAUUUGCGAAGGCAGCAAUUUGGCGAAUUACCAGAGAUGCUUCAGUCAAAAUAAAGCGCGUCAACAAUGAAACGCCAUAUCAGCAUCGCGUGCGUACAGUUCAAGUUAUUCAUGAACGUUUCUCCCAAAGUUUCCCCGGCAAGAAGUUCGCAGUUGACUUUAAAACCUUCAUGAGGAAACUGCCAGACUUGCGCAAGAAAAUCAGCAACUGGAAUCCUAGGAAAAAGACGGAACGCGAGCAAUAUUUCGAGGCUUUCUCCGCAGAUAACUGGAAGGCAUUGUCGAUCGAACACAAGGCCGAACAUAGCUUGACAGACUGUCGUGCCUGUUUCCACAAGUAUUCAAUACAACAGUCGUUCUUUCCUGUCCAAUGCAAGGAAUUUCAAGGCUGUUUAAAACAAAAUCCAGCGAUCGUGGCAAAAAAUAUCGCGGGUAAAAUAAUUCAACAACCCGGCCAAGUGAAAUGCACCCGACGUGAGUAUCAAGCUGGCGUUCAGAAGGUUUAUGACGAAAUCAACCCAGUUUUCGAACGCGUGUUUAACGUCCCUCUUGAGAAAGCCCUGACGACUCUUCCGACCCUGAACAUUCAGACGAGUAGGAGUGCCACUGAAAGAAAAAGAGAAAGACGCAAACAAUUACGUAAAGCCAAAACGUCCAUUGAAAAACACUGGAAAAGUACAUCUGUAAUGAGGUAUACGUAUGUUAAAUUUCACUAA
Molecule: messenger RNA, 750 nt
Organism: Paramuricea clavata
Lineage: Eukaryota; Metazoa; Cnidaria; Anthozoa; Malacalcyonacea; Plexauridae
Source: the annotation of a GenBank genome assembly